Molecule: messenger RNA, 2115 nt
Organism: Cephus cinctus (wheat stem sawfly)
Lineage: Eukaryota; Metazoa; Arthropoda; Insecta; Hymenoptera; Cephidae
Gene: Hn
Product: protein henna
Exons: 8
Coding region: 156-1514 (452 amino acids)
Biological process (GO): L-phenylalanine catabolic process; L-tyrosine biosynthetic process
Molecular function (GO): phenylalanine 4-monooxygenase activity; iron ion binding
Source: RefSeq, a predicted model, not a curated record
AGUCUACAUAUAAGACUGCAUCUUGUAGUAAUGGAGAAAAUCAGUUUAUGACAGAAUUCAGAGAAGCAGGUUGUCGUUUGUUUAAGUGUAUUAAGAAUAAUAAUAAUAAUAAUAAUAAUAAUAACAAAUUAACUGCACCAUAAAAAAACAUCAAAAUGUCCAAUAUCAAUACAUCACACGAGAAGUACGACGAGCCAAAACUCAUGGAUGGCGGAAAUUACAUAAGGGAAGGUCGAGAUUCCGCAAAAAGUACAUGUCUCAUUUUUUCCCCAAGAGACACUGACGAAGUCGGAGCUCUUGGAAGAUAUUUACAACUUUUUGCUAAUCAUAAGGUAAACUUAUUGCACAUUGAGUCUCGCAGUUCACUGCGUCAAAUGGAUGCUUAUGAGUUUAUGGUGGAAUGUGCACCAGGUGGAAACUUGGGUGAUGCCAUUGAAUCUCUGCAAGAGCAAAGUAGUUAUUUUUCAAUAAUCUCAAGAAAUCAUAAGGACAAUAUGGGUACUGUACCAUGGUUUCCACGAAGGAUGCGUGACCUGGAUAAAUUUGCUAAUCAGAUUUUAUCUUACGGUUCGGAACUCGAUAGCGAUCAUCCCGGUUUUACUGACCCUGUUUAUCGUGCAAGAAGGAAAUAUUUUGCCGACAUUGCAUACAAUUAUAAACACGGGGAGCCAAUACCAAAAGUGAUUUAUACAGCGGAGGAAGUGGCGACGUGGGGUGUUGUUUUUCGUAAAUUAACCCAAAUGUAUCCAAAAUUCGCAUGCAAGGAGCACAAUCACGUUUUUCCGUUACUUAUUGAAAAUUGUGGCUACAGAGAUGAUAACAUUCCUCAACUUGAAGAUAUAUCACAAUUUCUAAAAGACUGUACUGGCUUCACUCUGAGGCCAGUAGCCGGCCUCCUUUCUUCUCGUGACUUCCUGGCUGGUUUGGCCUUCCGCGUAUUUCAUAGCACGCAAUACAUAAGACACGGCAGCCAACCUCUCUACACACCGGAACCGGAUGUCUGUCAUGAGAUCCUUGGUCACGUGCCCUUAUUCGCGGAUCCAGCAUUUGCGCAAUUUGCUCAGGUCAUCGGUUUGGCCUCUCUGGGUGCACCUGACGACUACAUUGAAAAAUUAGCCACGUGCUUCUGGUUCACCGUGGAAUUCGGCCUCUGUCGGCAAAACGGCGAACUCAAGGCUUACGGUGCUGGUCUUUUGUCCUCCUUUGGCGAAUUGGAAUAUAGUUUGAGCGACAAGCCGGAAUUGCGGCCUUUCGAUCCGGCUAAAACGGCCUUGCAGAAAUACCCUAUCACGGAAUAUCAGCCAGUUUAUUUUGUCGCAGAAGACUUCGAAGACGCCAAAGAAAAGAUGAUAAAAUUCGCACAGACCAUCCCGAGGAAGUUCGGGGUUAGAUACGAUCCUUAUACUCAGAGUAUUAAUAUAAUCGACAGUAAGCAUCAGAUCGAGGAUCUUGUUGAUAACGUUAAUCAGGAAGUUCAAAUCCUUAUGGACGCUUUGAGGAAACUUAAACAGUAAGUGCUGGAGUUAGUUUAUUAAAUUGAAAUUUUUGCAAAGCCGGGACUGAAUAUUUUAAAUGUUUAUGUAUGCCUGACACGUGUAACAGAAAGUGAUAAGUAUAAUUUAUGAAAUUAGAUAAAGCAAAAAGCGCGACAAACCAAAAAAUUGUUUUUAAUGAGAAUAAUUGAGAAUCUUUAAUAAUUUGUAUUCAUUGCUAUGGAUAUGAAAGUCAUUUAAUUACAUGGCUUUCGUUGAAUUUCCAUGGUUGACACUGUUAAAGUUACUGUGGUCAAUUUGAUAAGUAAUAAAUAUAAAAUAAAUUAUAAGUUUCUGAUAUCUAUUCUUUAGAGAAGAAUAUGGAUAAUUAUUAUACGUACAAUAAUUAUUUUUUAAAUGAUAUUGUCAAACUUACAUGUAAGAUUUUAUAAGAAAUUAUAUAGUGUGACUUUAUUCAUCAAGUUAUAGGUUUAUGAUUUUAUUUUGUAAUUAGUUUAAGAAAGAAAACAGAUUUAUUGUUAUACACUGGUAGUCAACGGUGAUACAUCAACGGUGUAUCGGAUUAGUAAUUGUAAGUAAGUAUCGUGUUUCAUAUUAAAAUAAUAACAUCUUCUUACAAAGA